Molecule: messenger RNA, 615 nt
Organism: Pichia membranifaciens NRRL Y-2026
Lineage: Eukaryota; Fungi; Ascomycota; Pichiomycetes; Pichiales; Pichiaceae
Exons: 1
Coding region: 1-615 (204 amino acids)
Biological process (GO): superoxide metabolic process
Cellular component (GO): mitochondrion
Molecular function (GO): superoxide dismutase activity; metal ion binding
Source: RefSeq, a predicted model, not a curated record
AUGACUGCUGUCAGAACCAAGGUUUCUCUUCCUGAAUUGAAGUACAAGUUUACCGAUUUGGAGCCAUUCAUCUCUGCUGACUUAAACACCUUGCACUACACCAAGCAUCACCAAACUUACGUCAACGGUAUCAACCAAGCAUUGGAACAGCACGCCACCGCACAAGCUGCAGGUGACCUCAUCAAAUGUGUUGAGUUGCAACAGAACAUCAAGUUCCAUGGUGGUGGUUACGAAAACCAUUGCUUGUACUGGGACAGUUUAGCUCCUCAAGCCGUUGGCGGUGGUAAGUUGCCAGAGGAGUCCUCCGGGUUGUACAAGGCCGUCAUCUCUCAGUACGGCUCAUUCGACAACUUGAUCAAAUUGGCAAACAAGGCUUUGGCUGGUAUCCAAGGUUCGGGCUGGGUUUUCAUCUGCAAGAACCUCAACAACGGCGCUCUUGAAAUCAUCUCAGUUUACAACCACGAAAGACCAAGUGCUCACUUGAGACCUUUGCUUGCUCUUGAUGCCUGGGAACACGCUUACUAUUUGCAAUACAAGAAUGUCAAGGUCGAAUUCUUCUCUGCUAUCUGGAACAUAAUCAACUGGGCCGAAGCUGCCAAGAAGUUCGAUGCUUGA